AUGGGGUGGGCGCACGAGGCGGUGGCCAUGGCGGAGGUGCUCGGCCUGGUGCCGAGCUUCGUGGACAUCCUCGUCCUCGCCGGCGGCCGCACCUCCUCCGGCGCCCCCGCGAGCUGGCGCUCCGGCGACGUCCAGAAGGCCCUCCGGUGGGCGCUCUUCUUCGAGGAGGUAUUCAGGAACCUGCGAGAAUCCGGACGGUACGAGGACUCCGCGAGGGAGUUCGACGCGGCGCUGGCGGAGCUCACUUCAAACCGAAAUUUUCCCCAGGGCCUCGCCGAUGUUCGAUCGGAUACGCUCUCGGUGGCGAGGGAGUUGGUUAUAAAGCAUUUUCUGAAAGCCGAGACGACGAGCGUCGAGAACCUGUGCGCUGUUUUUGAAGCCGUUGUGGAGAUGGACAUCGAGGGCAUCGGUGGCAGCGGCGAGCGUGAUACGUGCCGAGAGUAUGUGGAGUCGAUCCUGGAUAUGGAUUUGUCUACUUUGGCGCGGACCAAGAGUGGCGGUGAUGCCGGGGUUCCCGCCACUAGUUCUGAUAAGCUGUAUUCAGAAUCCUUGUUCAUGGGUCAUUCAAGAGUUCUAGUUAACGAGCUUCUGGAACGGCUAGAUUCAGCGUCGUGUAUUUCUCUAGCUGAGAGAGGACUGGGCACACUUCUGGGCAGCGUUAAAAGGAACGACUUCGAUGAUGCAGAGAGCAUGUCAAGUGCACUGGCGAUUCCUAAAGAAUCUCAAAUGGUCAAUGAGUUCCUUAUGUGGAAGAAGUGGAGAGGGAAGUGUUUGUCAUACUUGCUUGAUGAACGCACCAUUCGGAUAGUCUCUGGAUCUAAUUUUAUGUUUAGUGCUCCAAAGGAGCAGUGGAUUAAAGUGUUUGAACCAUUACUAGUUUCUGUAGAUUCUUCUCAAAGUGGCCUUGUUGAAGUCAUGGAGAUAUGCUUGCUGGGGUUGGUUUCAAGGAGAUGGGACCCAUUGAUACAGAGCUUCGUCUCGCAUGCUUUUAGUUCCCUUCCUAUAUCCAAGCAGUAUGCUGAUCUGCACCAGUUGCUUCAGGGACCUUAUCAGGAUAAAUGCCUAGACAAGAUUCUUAAUUUGAAGGAAAAUGACAUUCUUGAGUAUGCAAGGCAGUCAUUAAAAACUAAACCACACAUAUUAUGGCUUCUACCUCCAGUUCUUACCGCUGCAGCAAUUCCGCCAAGGUCGACCUUGUUUGAGAUAUACCUUGCUGAAAUAGAUAAGCAAUUUGAUGAAGCUGCUUCCACAGAUCGAAGAUGUAAUUGCAGGAGAGAUGGAAUAGAGCAGCAUGAUAACUGUGAUAUUGCCGAAAGGAUCCAAUGUCUCUACAUAUUCCAUGUUCAACACCCCAUCUGACGGUUCACUAGUGGCAGUAGUUCAAGAUAAUGCUGGAGAUUUGCAAUGUGCACUUCAAUUCCAA
Lolium rigidum is the source of this 1423-nucleotide messenger RNA. RefSeq lists its product as uncharacterized. The transcript is spliced from 9 exons. Gene Ontology annotation, cellular component: Fanconi anaemia nuclear complex. The coding region runs from base 1 to 1359 and encodes 452 amino acids. Lineage: Eukaryota; Viridiplantae; Streptophyta; Magnoliopsida; Poales; Poaceae. Gene Ontology annotation, biological process: interstrand cross-link repair. The record is from RefSeq and is a predicted model, not a curated record.